AUGGGCGGCCGCCGCAAUGGAGAGGGCAUGGGCAGCGCCCCUAGUGGAGAGAGCAUGGGUGGCACUCGUAGUGGAGAGGUCAUGGGCAGCGCCCCUAGUGGAGAGGGCAUGGUUGUGCCCGUAGUGGAGAGGGCAGCGGCAGCGCCUGUAGUAGAGAGGGCAGAAGUGGUGCCUGUAGUGGAGAGGGCAAGGGUGCUACGUGUUGGGGCACUGGGCGCUAGGGCGCUGGCAGGCAGAGCUGCAAAUGAUACGUAUUAUAACCAAUGCAUCAAAUCGGGUGGGCAAUGUGGCUCCAAUUCCACUUCCAAUUCUGCAACCUUUGCUUGCUACCGCGCUAAUCGACCUUAUCCACUCGAAUGUAUUCAUAAUGGAACUGGAAUGGUAUAUGCCCCUCAUCUUCUUGGUCUUGUUUAUGUGAAAUAG
This is a messenger RNA of Ilex paraguariensis (yerba mate), 423 nucleotides long. Lineage: Eukaryota; Viridiplantae; Streptophyta; Magnoliopsida; Aquifoliales; Aquifoliaceae. The record is from the annotation of a GenBank genome assembly.